AUGGCAACACCCAACUUGCCGCAGGCCUGCUUUUAGAUCCGUGCUCUUCUUAUUAAAUUAUUUUCCUCAUGUAAAUAAGCCGUGGAUCCUAUUCGAGUCGCAGUUUUUCUUCAUUUUCCGCCACAAUGAACGGCCGGACGCCCAAGUCGUCGCUGAUCACUGACGACUACGAGAUCUCAGACAAGGUUCUGGGCCUCGGCAUCAACGGCAAAGUGCUUCAGUGCUUCAGCAAACAGACCCGCCAGAAGUUUGCUCUCAAGGUGCUUCAUGACUGCGUUAAAGCGAGACGUGAGGUCGACUUGCACUGGAGAGCCAGCGGGUGCCGGCACAUCGUCAACAUCAUCAAUGUCUACGAGAACUCCUACGGCGGACAAAAGUGCCUCUUGGUGGUCAUGGAGUGCAUGGAGGGAGGCGAGUUGUUCCAAAGAAUUCAGGACAGACAGGAUGGUGCUUUCAAUGAAAGAGAGGCUGCACAGAUCAUGAGAGAAAUCUGUUUAGCGGUUAAAUACCUGCAUGACAUGAACAUAGCGCACCGAGACCUGAAACCGGAGAACCUUCUUUACACAAAACCUGGUGACGAAGGCAUCCUGAAGUUGACAGACUUUGGCUUUGCGAAGGAGACGUUUACAAAAGACACUCUGCAAACACCAUGUUACACCCCAUACUACGUUGCACCUGAAGUUUUAGGGCCAGAAAAAUAUGACAAGAGCUGUGAUAUGUGGUCUCUUGGUGUGAUAAUGUACAUUUUAUUAUGUGGGUUCCCUCCAUUCUACAGCAACCACGGUCUGGCCAUCUCGCCAGGUAUGAAGAAGCGGAUCCGCAUGGGCCAGUUUGACUUCCCAGAACCUGAGUGGAAGCACGUCUCUCAAGACGCCAAAGACCUCAUCAAAGGCAUGCUCUGUAUUGAUCCCACACAGCGACUUGACAUUGAUCAAGUCAUGAGCAACAAAUGGAUUGCUCAAUACACUGAAGUGCCUCAAACACCAUUGUACACCGGCCGAUUGUUGAAAGAAGGUGAGGAAAUGUGGCCUGAGGUGCAGGAGGAGAUGACUCGUUCGUUGGCCACAAUGCGAGUUGACUACGAUCAGGUGCAGGUAAAAAAUCUAGAGCUGUCCAACAACCCUCUGCUCAACAAGCGUAGGAGAAGGGCAGAAGAAACUGCAGCCAAUUAACUAACAGUAUCGUCUUCCCGUAAUGAUUAAAUCUACACAUUUUUCUGUUACAUCAUUUUAACAGCCUUCAGAAGGCCACCCAUGAAAGAGUGAUGAUUUCGCUGUUUUACCCCCUUGAUUCAAAUUGAAAACAUCUCCCUUGCAAAGAAAGGGAGCCGAUAUGUAUUAACCCAAUACUUAACUAACACACUAUCAAAAAAGAUUCAAGUGCGGAACUGCAUUAAAGACAGUCAAAGUACACACGGUUGUCUUUGUCACUUUUCUAUUAGAAACGUGAUUUUUUUUUAUUAUUUCCUUCCAUAUUUUAAACAGAACUGUUUUUCGACAUUUUAUUCUUUAUUUUUGUCUUGUUCGGAUGAGAAAUUGUGUGAUAUAAUCUGGAGUUCUUGCUAGAAUUGAAAUUUAUUGUAUUGGCAAACUGAAAUAAAAAUGAGCUUUAAAUAACGCACACAAGUUGAA
Neocloeon triangulifer is the source of this 1631-nucleotide messenger RNA. RefSeq names its product MAP kinase-activated protein kinase 2 (gene MAPk-Ak2). Gene Ontology annotation, cellular component: nucleus; cytoplasm. Gene Ontology annotation, biological process: intracellular signal transduction; protein autophosphorylation; peptidyl-serine phosphorylation. Gene Ontology annotation, molecular function: calmodulin binding; calcium-dependent protein serine/threonine kinase activity; ATP binding. The transcript has 7 exons. The record is from RefSeq and is a predicted model, not a curated record. NCBI's taxonomy places the organism in Eukaryota, Metazoa, Arthropoda, Insecta, Ephemeroptera, Baetidae. Bases 126 to 1172 code for a protein of 348 amino acids.